Messenger RNA from Galdieria sulphuraria, 1312 nucleotides. RefSeq names its product MFS transporter. The coding region runs from base 253 to 1191 and encodes 312 amino acids. Gene Ontology annotation, molecular function: transmembrane transporter activity. The record is from RefSeq and is a predicted model, not a curated record. Gene Ontology annotation, biological process: transmembrane transport. The transcript has 4 exons. NCBI's taxonomy places the organism in Eukaryota, Rhodophyta, Bangiophyceae, Galdieriales, Galdieriaceae.
UAGUUGCUGUUUCUAAUUUGUUCCUUCUCUGUUGGUGCUCACUUUGGAAAACACUCACUGAGUGGCUUGAUUGCCCCUGUUUUAAGUUCUUUGGGCAUCAGCACUCAACAGUAUGGUUGGUUGUAUUCUGUACAAGAUUUCCCUGGAAUAUUUCUGCCUCUGUUAAGUGGUUACAUUUCCUUGUUCUUGGACCCUGCAAUUGCUGUAUUCUUAUUUGCUACUCUCAUAUUUGUAGGAAAGGCUUUGUUUGGAAUGGGAGAUGGCGCGCUGACAGUGGUACAAGGUGUCGUCAUUGCUCAACACUUCAAGAAAACCGUUUGCUAUGAAGAACGUGUGAUACCGAUUGGAUUGGGUACAGCUUAUGGUACUAUGAUUGCAACCAGCAGAAUCACCACCAUGUCUUCCGUUUCAGUUCCUCCGUUUAUUGCUCAGCACAAGAAUUGGGGUGGUUAUUCCAUGGCGUUAUGGUUAUCUGUUGGUGUAUCUGGUUUUAGUGUGUUGUGUACCUUUGUUUAUAUGAUUUUGGAACGAGGACAUUGUUUUGCAUUGCAUCGCGAGAAGAUAACUCCAUUACCAUUUUGCAAAACUGCCUUUUCUUCCCAUGUUGUAUAUGUUGUAUUGAUAUGGAUGUUCGUAUCCAGCUCAUUGUUUGGAUUUCUUCAUUUCUCUUCAGAUAUAUUUGUUUCCGAGUUUCAUGUUUCUAUCAGCAUUGCAGCGUUUUUGAACGCAAUCAUUGCAUUUUGUGCUUGUGUUUUGUCACCUUUGCUUGGUCAAAUACAGGAUCGUUUAGAACGUCCGAAACUAUUUUUGUUUUUCAGUUGCUUACUUUUAUGUCUUGCGAUGACCUUGUUUUGGUGGUUGUUGUAUUCCCAAGUGUUUCAUAGUUUAGCAGUCUUCUGGGUUCUAUUGUUUCCUUGUUUAUGUUUAGGUAUUGCAUUUGCUUUGGGACCUGUGUUAUUGCUAUCUUGUUUGGUAUCCUUUACGAAUCAGCAGGAACGUGGUUGGGUACUUGGCGUAUACAAAGCGAUGGAAAAUGUGGGACUCUUAAUCACUCAACCAUGGUUGGGCUAUGUAAGAGAUAGGAAUGGUACUUAUGUAUUUUCUUUGUUUAUUUUUGUUGGAUAUUCGUUGAUAAGUGUGGUGUUAUCAUACCAGUUGUUGAAGAUACCACAUGGACCUGAGCAUUUGUGACAAAAACCUAUGAUAUUGGAUCAUCACCAUUCUUGGAAACAGCUGUUUGUUUAGUAGAAGAUGCAUAAAUGAAAUAGCCAGCACAUCUCCGAGGGAAUGAAAUGAAUCCUUUUUGAAUCCA